This is a messenger RNA of Lotus japonicus, 510 nucleotides long. RefSeq names its product callose synthase 1-like. Gene Ontology annotation, cellular component: plasma membrane. The transcript has 5 exons. Bases 1 to 510 code for a protein of 169 amino acids. NCBI's taxonomy places the organism in Eukaryota, Viridiplantae, Streptophyta, Magnoliopsida, Fabales, Fabaceae. The record is from RefSeq and is a predicted model, not a curated record. Gene Ontology annotation, molecular function: glucosyltransferase activity.
AUGGCCAAAGACAGCCUUGGAAAAGGACAGGAACUGGAAAAAAGGUUGUCAAGGGACAAGUACAUGAAAUCUGCUAUUCUUGAAUGCUAUGCUUCUUUCAGAAAUAUUAUUAACUUCUUGGUUCUAGGAGAACGUGAGAACACGGUUAUACAGAACAUUUUUCAACGAGUUGAUGAGCAUAUAGAAAAAGAAGAUCUGCUUACUGAAUUGAAUCUGAGUGCUCUCCCUAAUCUAUAUGACCGUUUUGUUAAACUGAUUGAAUGUUUGAUGGAUAACAAAAAGGAGGUCAAGGAUCAAAUUGUCAUUCUCUUGCUCGACAUGCUAGAGAUUGUGACCAGAGAUAUAAUGGAAGGAGAUGUUGAGGGUUUGCUAGAUUCAAGCCAUGGUGGAUCUUAUGGAAAAGAUGAAAGGAUGACACCACUUGAUCAACAUGAUCAGAUUUUUGGUAGACUUCAGUUUCCUGUCACAACAGAUACUGAGGCUUGGUCAGAGAAACGGAAGUCGUACUAG